AUGGUCAAUGAUUUACAAUGCGGUUCGGGGAGGUCUAGCAAUUGGAAAUUCGUUGAUGAUGUUACUAUCUCUGAGGGAUUAUUAAGGAAUGGGGAACCGUCUGUAAUCCAGUCUGAUUUAACUUCUAUAGCUACAUGGGCAUCUAAUAACCUGAUGAAAUUGAACGCAAAGAAAUGCAAAGAGAUGCAAAUUUGUUUCUUUCGGAACAAACCUGAACUACCACACUUGUGUGUUGAAGACCAGAUCUUAGAAUGUGUAUCGUCGCACAAGGUUCUUGGAUUGAUUAUCCAGGAUGACCUUAAGUGGAACGAACAUAUUUCGAUGAUUGUUACCAAAGCAUCCAAGCGACUGCAUAUCCUACGUGUCCUACGACGGGGAGGGAUUCCACCGCACGACCUUAUCACAAUUUAUUAUGCAUUGAUUAGAUCUACAUUAGAAUAUUGUUGUACAGUAUGGCAUUGUGGUCUACCUAUGUAUCUGUCUGAACAAGUCGAGAAAAUUCAAAAACGUGCACUGAGGAUUAUACUGCCAGGUCGAUCCUACGGUGAAGCGCAAGAAAUGUUGCAGUGUCCUAGGCUGGAUAUACGUCGAGGUGAACUUUGCGAAAAGACGAUGAAAAAUAUUGCAUUGGGCAGUCGUCUUUCUUCCCAUCUAACUCUCACCAGUGAAAACGAACAUGUGUAUAAUUUAAGGAAUUUUAAACAAUUCGCUUCUUUUAAAUGUAGAACUGAUAGAUUUGGUAAUAGUUUUUUCCCUAGCAUGAUUAGUGUUUUAAACAAAUAAUUGUUCUUAGUUAUAAGUUCUUAUUUAAUAAUCUAAUGAUACAUUGUAAUAUAGUUACUUUUAGUAUUGUAAUUCCCAUUCAAAUCAAUUGUAAAACACAUUGUAAUUCAUUUUCAUGCGAUGAUGUGUUAUUAAAAUACCAUUAUUAUUAUUAUUAUAACAUCCACAUAUUUUCGUUCUACGGCGACUAUCACGGCGAGAUAUUUAGACACGCUUUCUACUAUGACUAUGUAGAAGUUUUUCACCCCUACUUGUUGAAGAAACAAAUACCAACGACAACGAAACCGAUGCAGACAAUGAAAACAACAAGCGACAACAGAGAGAUUCUGCUACCCAAACGGUGAAAAAAGAUCACAACAGCCACAAAAAGCCAAAAGACAAGCCCGCAUAUGAGCAAAGAGCAGGCUCGGAGACAGGCCAUCGUCUUAAUGUGGCCAUUAUUGGAGAUUCCAUGGUGAAACAUCUAAACCCCUCCAAGUUGCGUAAAGGCACAAAGCAUAAUAUCAACGUGCAAACCUUCAGUGGAGCCAAUGUUGCUGAUAUGCGUUAUUAUGUGAAACCAGCAAUAUCAAGAUCCCCUGACUAUCUGCUCCUACAUGUUGGAACUAAUGACUUAAAGCGACAAACCCCUCAACAAAUAGCUGGGUCAAUUUCUACGCUUUGCCAGGAAAUCGUAAAGGAAUCACCAAAUACUAAGAUUGUAUUAUCGAAAGUUAUAACCAGAUCUGAUGACUCAAGCCUAGAUUCCAAAAUCAAAGAACUAAAUUGCAAACUAUCACAGGUAUGCCAUAAUAAUAAAUGGGGUGUAUUAAAUCAUACCAAUAUUACAGCAGAUCACUUGAAUCCUUAUGGUCUCCACUUAAAUAAGCAAGGUACAGCCAAGUUGGCCAAGAAUAUUAUAGAUCAUUUCAAAAACUUAAAUUGACAAACGAACAAUCAAAAUAAUAUUACUCCCUCAGAUGAUAGUAAUAUACAGAGGUUUAAUUCCAUUGAAAACGAUAAUGCCAAUAAUGCUAAUAGCCCUCUGGGUAAUGAUGUAAAUAGACAACAAUCACACGCUAGCGGCUCUCUUUUUCCUAAACUCAAAGGUUUUAAAGUAUGUCAUCUAAAUAUAGCAAGUUUGAUAAAACACUAUGAUGAGCUUUUGCUAUAUAUGCAAAACAAACUUUUUGACAUUAUAACGCUUAACGAAACUAGAUUAGAUAGUAGCGUACUAAACGGUGGAAUUGAAAUUCCUGGUUAUGAUAUUGUUAGGCGUGAUUGAAACAGAAGUGGAGGAGGUGUUGCAAUGUAUAUUAGAAGCAACAUACCAUACACCAUUCGCAAAGACCUCUUCCCUGAUAAUUUAGAGUUGAUUUGCGUAGAAAUUAAAAAAUUUAAAAGUAAACCUCAGUUAAUUACAACAUGGUACAGACCACCAAAUUCCAGCGUUGAGCUGUUUAGCGAAUUUGAAAUUUUUUUAAAACUACUUGAGGACGAAAAUAAAGAAAUUAUCAUAACCGGAGAUCUCAAUUGUAACAUUCUUGAGCAGAACAAAAGUUUGCCUACUUCUAAACUAGUUGACCUGAUUGACAUUUAUCAAUUACAGCAACACAUACAGUGUCCCACGAGAAUUACUAGUACAACAGCAUCACUACUGGAUGUUAUCCUCACUUAUUAUGGUGAUGAUAAAAUAUUAGAUACAGGAGUAAUACACCUUGGUAUCAGUGAUCAUAGUCUUGUUUAUCUGUGUCGAAAGCUCAGCAUUCCUAAGGCGCCACCAAAAACUGUCUUUACUAGACAUUAUAAAAAUUAUAAUGUUAACCAGUUUAACAACGAUCUAAGUGAGGUUUUUAGUUUGCCCUUGGAUUCAGCUAUUUUAACUGACCCAAAUGCCUUAUGGAACGAUUUUAAAAAUAAGUUUUUGAGCGUCGCAGAUAAACAUGCACCAAUCAGACAACGUCGUGUCAAGAGUGAAUAUAAACCGUGGCUGACAAAUGAAAUUAAGCAAAUGAGCUAUCGUAGGGAUUACCUUAAAAAGCAAUCGAUUAAAUUAAGAUCUGCGUAUUAUGAUAAGGCUUACAAGAGAUGUAAAAACAAGUUAAAUAAUCUCAUAAAAGAAACUAAACAAGAAUACUUUAGAGAUAAACUAAGCAAUGCUAAAAAUAGCAAAGAAAGUUGGCGAACUAUUAACGAAUUAUUAAACAAAAAGCCUAAAACUUCAGAGGUUAAAGAACUAGAUAUAAAUGGCCAACUUAUUACUGACGAUGAUAAAAUUGCAGAUGCCUUCAAUCAAUAUUUUUCCACAAUUGGCAGUACGUUGUCUGACAAGGUCACAGGUAACUGCACUGAUCCAAUGAACUUUGUGACUCCACUUGAUGGUAGUAUAUUCAACUUUACAAGCAUUACACUCCAAGAAACAAUAGAUGCACUCAAUGAAAUUAAAACUAAGAGAUCUCCAGGGCUUGAUGGUAUAGUAUAA
This is a messenger RNA of Paramuricea clavata, 3244 nucleotides long. The record is from the annotation of a GenBank genome assembly. Lineage: Eukaryota; Metazoa; Cnidaria; Anthozoa; Malacalcyonacea; Plexauridae.